This is a messenger RNA of Nerophis lumbriciformis (worm pipefish), 1158 nucleotides long. Lineage: Eukaryota; Metazoa; Chordata; Actinopteri; Syngnathiformes; Syngnathidae. The record is from RefSeq and is a predicted model, not a curated record.
AUGAAUCCUUAUAAUGAAACCAGAACCGAGAGAAGCGCCGAACAUUACCUAUUUGCCGUCGGUACCUACAAACUUCUCGCCGUGGCCAUCGGAACCAUCGGAGCGUUUGGGUUUUGCAACAACGUUAUUGUUAUUUUACUUUACUGCAAAUUCAAAAGACUUCGGACGCCGACUAAUUUGUUGCUCGUUAACAUAAGUUUGAGCGAUUUGCUGGUUUCUGUCCUCGGAAUAAACUUUACAUUUAUUUCGUGCGUCAAAGGAGGCUGGAUUUGGAGCCACGCAACAUGCGUGUGGGACGGAUUCAGUAACAGUUUAUUCGGCAUCGUAUCAAUCAUGACGCUUGCGGCACUGGCCUAUGAGCGCUAUAUCCGGGUGGUCCACGCCCAGGUGGUGGACUUUCCCUGGGCGUGGCGGGCCAUUGCCCACAUCUGGCUUUACUCCUUGGCUUGGACCGGAGCUCCUCUCUUGGGCUGGAACCGCUACACUCUGGAGAUCCACCGACUGGGAUGCUCCUUGGACUGGGCAUCGAAGGACCCAAAUGAUGCUUCGUUUAUUCUCCUCUUCCUUCUGGCUUGUUUCUUCGUCCCUGUUGGCAUCAUGGUCUACUGCUACGGGAACAUCCUCUACACAGUGCAAAUGCUGCGCUCCAUCCAGGAUCUUCAGACAGUUCAGAUUAUCAAGAUCCUGAGAUAUGAGAAGAAGGUGGCCGCAAUGUUCCUUCUCAUGAUCUCCUGCUUCCUGGUGUGCUGGACGCCCUACGCUGUCGUGUCUAUGAUGGUGGCUUUCGGCAGGAAGAGCGCGGUCUCGCCAACUGUGGCCAUUAUCCCCUCUUUCUUUGCCAAGUCCAGCACAGCCUACAACCCCCUCAUCUAUGUAUUCAUGAACAUAAAGUUUCGCCGCUGUUUGCUGCAGCUGCUGUGUUCAAGGUUGUCUGGGCUGCAGCACAGCUUCAAAGAGCGCCCCCUGGCUCCGGUCGAACGCCCCAUCAGGCCCAUUUUUGUUUCGAGUUCAUGCGGCAGCAGAAAGAGACCCAAAAAGAGGGUGACCUUCAGCUCCUCCUCCAUCGUCUUUGUGAUUACCAGCGAUGAUUUCCACUGCUUCGACGUCACGUCCCCUGCAGAGUCCUCUAGUAAUGUAAUUCAAGUGAGGCCUCUUUGA